GUCCGCCUUGAGAUUAUUCUUCUUUGUUGCUCGUCGCGAUCAGCUGCGCUGGAUCGAUCGAUUACCAGAAAAUAUUUGAAGCUGGAUCGGAUGAAUCGCUGGCGCUGCAAUCGAUCGCCUUUUUCUGUUGCUGGAAUGUAGAAAAAGUAGGGUUCUUCUGGAGUUUCUGGUGAUUCUACCAAGAAAAUGGGCGCAUUGAAUGAAGAUGCGCUCCCGCGAUCAAUGCAGCCGAGGCGCCGCGACAAGGUGAUUCUCGAUAAUCUCCACGGUAACACUUACGUGGAUCCGCUAAGCUUGAAAUUCGUGGAUUCGCUACAAUUCCAGAGGCUGCGUGAUAUCAAGCAACUUGGACUUUGCUACUUGGUCUACCCUGGCGCAUCGCACUCGAGGUUUGAGCAUUCUUUGGGUGUUUACAAACUCGCUCGCAUGACAGUCGAAAAUCUCGCGAAGAACCCAGAGUUGAGGAUCACCACCUCUGAUAUCACGAUUGUGAGCUUGGCAGGCCUACUUCACGAUGUUGGACAUGGUCCCUUCAGUCAUGUCUUUGACAACGAGUUCCUUCCUCGGAUUAUGCCAGGACACAAGUGGUCUCACGAGGACAUGUCAACGAGGAUGAUCGACUACAUAGUGGAUGUGAAUCACAUCGACAUUAGUUCCACUGAUCUUAAGCGAGUCAAGGAUAUGAUCUUAUGUAGCAAGAACCCUUCGCUGAUUGAGGAAUACAACGAGAAAACCUUUCUCUUUGACAUCGUGGCUAACGGACGCAACUCCAUUGACGUGGAUAAGUUUGACUACAUUCUUCGAGACUCUCGUGCAUGCGGUAUAACUUCGAACUUUACGCUCGGCAGGCUGAUGGACAAUAUUAAAGUCAUCGACAACGAGAUUUGCUACCUUGCAACUGAUGCCAUGGAAGUGUGGAAUCUGUUUCGAACGAGAGCAGAUCUUUUCCGAAAAAUCUAUACUCAUCGGAAAGUCAAGGCUUUAGAGCUUAUGCUCGCGGAUGUGCUGGUACUCUCUGACGACUAUCUGGGAAUAUCGGCAGGAGUUUUUGACCCAGAACAAUUCUGGAAGAUGGACGACUCUCUUCUGAAAGCGAUCGAGACUUCAGAUGUGGAUGAGCUCAAGGAAGCGAGAGAACUGGUCUGGCGAAUGAAGAGAUGUGGUCAAGGACUCUAUCAGUUUUGUAACGAGUACCUUGUUCCAAAGGAAAAAACUGAACAUUUCAAAGACGUCACUGCCAAAGACAUUGUUUGCUGCGGGAAAUCUGGGGCAAAAAUUUCUGAGGAUGACAUUGUCGUUAGCAACGUGAAGAUAGACCUUGCUUGUGGAAAGCCCGAUCCUUUAUCUGGGGUGCACUUUUUCAAGGAGUUUGACGACUCUGUCAAGUUUACGGUGGACAGACAGAACUUGAGCGGGUUUUAUUCUGAUCACUGCGUGGACAGGAUUGUUCGCGUAUAUGCCAAAAAACCAGAGCUCGUCGAAGCAGUGUCCGAAGCCUUUGAGGCCUUCCAACUGCGCACCUACGACUACAAGCCCCAGCUCCAUGGUACUCCCGACGGGAAAAAGAGGAGGAAAAGCGGCCUCAUAUCUACGUAAAAGCAUCAUUUGUCGAGGUAUCGAAUCCAAUGGAUAGCUUCGGUGAGGAAUUUCCACUUCUUAUAGUUAACUCCUCCGCUGGGGUUUUUUGAUGUUUUGUUUUUUUGACAUGGUGUCGUACUCUUGCUCUGGACUUUUCCAUUUCGACAUAACAUGUCGUGAGACAGAGUAUCGAUGGCUGGUGUGAGACGGAGUAACUGAAGGUAAGCUGGCACAGGUGGAACAGCGAUGCUAGGAGAUUUGUCUACGUCCGUCGGCGGUCCCCUUAAGUAGCUGGACUGGACGCCAAGAACCGCAAAAUCCAGCUCUCAAAAUCUAGAGAAGAGGUCUGUAGCUUUACUAGUUUCCGCUCUACUCUCCUGCUCAAAGAAAGAUUGUGGAAGGCCGAGAACCGACAGGCCGAAAGCUCCUAAGUGGACGAUAUAACGAGAGUAUCAAGGUAGUUCGAUCGAUCUUUGCAGGGAGAAGCAUCGACCAACGAAGCUGAUAUUCGCAGCUAUGGAUCGAGCGAGUGAAGCUGCUGGAACCCAGAAUGGAAGCGGAGGAUUUUACAUGGCCUCGUGUGGUCCGGUGAUGGCUUCCCAGCCGGUGACGAUGAGCUGCGGUCUCCACCAGCAAGCGUCGAUAGUCCAGAGAAUGGCAGCGGCUUAUUACCACCAUCAGCAGCAACAGCAACAGCAACGAUGUGUUCUACUCAACGCUGGAUUCGCGAAACUCACACUCAAGAAAGAAGCUUGGCAAUGCUCGUGAGGGACGAGAAAAGAGUACCAUAUUCUUUGGCAAAUGUACAUAAAUGUAUCCAUUUGACAGUA
Messenger RNA from Selaginella moellendorffii, 2408 nucleotides. Its product is annotated as deoxynucleoside triphosphate triphosphohydrolase SAMHD1 homolog. Gene Ontology annotation, molecular function: dGTPase activity. Gene Ontology annotation, cellular component: nucleus. The record is from RefSeq and is a predicted model, not a curated record. The transcript has 19 exons. Bases 187 to 1596 code for a protein of 469 amino acids. Gene Ontology annotation, biological process: dGTP catabolic process. Lineage: Eukaryota; Viridiplantae; Streptophyta; Lycopodiopsida; Selaginellales; Selaginellaceae.